UAUUCCUUGGAUAUUAGAUACUCAGUAUCCACAUGUUUAUAUUAUCAGUACUAUACUAAUGUUGUAAACUCGUGGAUUAAUGUUUUUGGAUAAAAAUAAGAAAGUUGGGAUUAAUAAUUCCAAUUUAUGCUCUGUGUUUGAGAAAGUAGUGAAGAUUAGGUUAAGUAUUCUAAAAUUGGAAGAUUAAAAAGGGAAGAUGAAAACGUUUGUUGCCAAGCUAAAGAUCAAGCACAAAAAAACCUUCUCUUUAUUUAAGGAACGUGAAAAAAAUGUCUGGCGUUAGAACUUCUAACUUAACUUAAUCUUCACUACUUUCUCAGUUGGAGCAGGUCUUGCAUACAGUUCUAAUUUAGAACUGUAUGCAUGGCCUGCUCCUCCUUCAUUAAGAACAGGAAGAUCCGCUACACCAUGAGCUGAUAGCUUGGAAAAAACAUAAAGGAGAAAAGUAUUCAGGAGCUGGUAAAUCAAGCCUUCUAAAUAUACUUGCUGGAAGAAGAACUAAAGGUGUUGUUUUGAACAAUGGCUCAAUUACAAUAAAUGGAGAAAACUAUUCCAAAUUUCAUCGAAGAAAAAUAGGAUAUGUAACACAAGAAGACAUCUUUUUUUCAAAUCUAACUAUAAGGCAAUCAUUAGAAUUUGUAGGAAAAAUCAGACUCCCGGACAGCAUGAAAUGGGAUGAAAAACUCACUAUUGUUGACAAAGUGAUUGACGAUCUUGGACUACGUAAAUGUGAAAACACUGUUUUAGGAGGUGAUUUUUAUACAAAAGGAUGUUCAGGGGGUGAAAGAAAACGAUGCAGUAUUGCUGUAGAACUAAUAACUAACCCUGCAUGCAUAAUUUUAGAUGAGCCAACUACUGGUUUAGAUUCUUCUACAGCAUUUAAUCUUAUGAAUACUCUCAAAAAUCUUGCUGAAAAGGAAAAGCGUGCAAUCUGUUUGACAAUCCACCAGCCUUCCAGUCAAGUGUUUCAUAUGUUUGACAAGCUGAUGUUACUAUGCAAUGGAACGGUAAUGUUUUUUGGGAAAAACUCUUAUGUUUUGCCAUUUUUUGAAUCAAUUGGAUUGCCUGUCUACCCAAAUUGGAAUCCUGCAGACUUUUUUAUUGAGAAACUUAAAAAAACAGAGGUACAAUCAAAAAUGGUUGAUGGAUUUAAAAUAUUCCGGAACAGUAUGAUUCAAGAUGAACCAGUUAGAAGUUUUGUUACUGAAAAUGAUACAAAAUGCUGCAAUCCAGACACUAUUCUUAAUGCAUAUGAAAAUGCUGCAAGCGAUCAAUACCAAGCUGUAGACAAUAAAAUGAAUAAUCGUACAAAAGAAACAUUUAAAUUUUCUAAAUUUGGAAAUAAUAAAAAUAAAUGGCCGACUUCAUACCGGACUCAAGUGCUAGCAUUGUGGAAACGAUCUUUUCUUCAAGCUAAAGCUGAUGUUUUUAAUGCAGUAUAUUUUACCCAGGCAGUUUUAGUUUCUUUAAUUGGUGGAUUAAUAUGGUUUAACACUCCUUUUGAUACAAAUUCGAGGGUUGAUCGCGAGGGAUCGAUCUUUUUUGUUAUGAGUUAUUUGUUUAUUGAUCUGGUAUUCGAUACGAUAUUUUCAUUUCCCUAUGAGGAUAAAAUCAUUGCAAAAGAGAGAGCAGCCGGAAUGUACCGUUUAUCUGCGUUUUACACCGUAAAAAAUGUUGUUGAUUUAUCGGUUUUAAUCAUACCUCAAUCAAUGGUAUACACAAUAACAUACUGGAUGACAGGAUUGAAUCGUUCUCCAAUUUUUCUUCUUGGUCUAUUAAAUGUGUUUUUAAUUACGGCUUUGUCUCAGUCUGUGGGACUUAUUGUUGGCGGCAGUGUUAAAAAUCUCCAAAAAUGCAUUCUUUGCGUUGUAAUAAUUAGCAUUGGCGGUUUAGCAUUAGGUGGUUUUUACAUAAGGAGGAUGCCUCCAUGGCUUUCAUGGAGCAAAUAUGUUUCGGUUUACACCUACUUUUACAAUGUUUUUAUUAGAAUGGAGUUUGAAUACGCACAGGAAGUUUUUGAAUGUUCAGCAAAAUCUGCUUACCGUGAAUGCUUUUCCAAUAACCAAAGCAGAAUUACUGGGCCAGAAUUAUUGUCUUACAUGGAUCCUAUUCCUUUAAAUAUUUCACAAACAAUAGCUUUUUUAGUGCUUUUGACCUUUGUUCUUCGGGUUGUAUUUUAUUAUGUGCUUAAAUAUUGCUGUAAAAUAAAGUAACUAUAUCGACAAAAGCUUCUAAAACAAA
Hydra vulgaris (swiftwater hydra) is the source of this 2241-nucleotide messenger RNA. RefSeq lists its product as uncharacterized. Gene Ontology annotation, biological process: transmembrane transport. Gene Ontology annotation, cellular component: membrane. Gene Ontology annotation, molecular function: ATP hydrolysis activity; ATP binding; ABC-type transporter activity. Lineage: Eukaryota; Metazoa; Cnidaria; Hydrozoa; Anthoathecata; Hydridae. The record is from RefSeq and is a predicted model, not a curated record.